Molecule: messenger RNA, 2016 nt
Organism: Vicia villosa (hairy vetch)
Lineage: Eukaryota; Viridiplantae; Streptophyta; Magnoliopsida; Fabales; Fabaceae
Exons: 1
Coding region: 1-2016 (671 amino acids)
Molecular function (GO): RNA binding
Source: RefSeq, a predicted model, not a curated record
AUGCGCGGCGGUUUACGGCAGCGUCCAGACGGAUGGACGGUGGUCAGGCGGCAUCAAGGUGGGCGAAAGAUGUACCCCUGGGAUUCGUUCCCACCAUCUUUCAAUCUGAAACGUGGUAGGGAGGAAAACGUUGUUUCUUUCUAUUUCUCUGCUUUAACGGACAGGUACACGGCCAAGGAGUUUUUCGAGCUGUUUGGGUGCAUAGGGGAGGUGGUAGAAGUGUCGAUUUCACCAAGAAGAAACAAGUUCGGGAAAAAGUUUGGUUUCGCAAGAUUCGUGGAGGUGGAAGACGCUAGGUUAUUAGUAGUGAAGUUAGACAAUGUCAUCGUGAAGGGGAAGAAGAUACACGCCAACAUCCCUAGGUUCGACAGAAUUAAAGAUAGAGAAGCGGCGUUUCAGUACAGGGGGAGGGGUAACUUUGGUGCGGUCGAGAUUAAGAGUAGAGAUCGAGGGUUUGGACGUUUCAACAAUAGAAGGGAGGGGUUGUCUUACGCAGGGGCGGUGGCAGGAGUGGUGGGAGCUUCAGUUUCUGCUUCAGCUCCGUUAGCUUCUUCGGCUCAACCCUCAGUUUUGUUGAGACACGUAACGAGUGAGGAAGACAGGAACAGGUUCGCUAAUGCUAUGGUGGGUGAGAUUCUGAUCGCGGGUUCGGCGCAUAGAAUCCAAACCAUGAUGGAUGUUGUUGGUUUUCACGCUAUUAAGAUGUCGGUGUUAGGGCCGAAUCUUUGCUUGCUCGAGGAAACGGAACAAGGGGCUUUGGGGAUUCUGUUAGAGGAAGGUGUAUCAAACUGGAAGUGUUGGUUUUCUGCAAUCAGGAAGUGGACUCCUGAUGUUGUUGACUCGGAGAGGACAAUUAAGAUUAGGGUGUUCGGUAUACCGUGUUUUGCGUGGAACAAUGAUUUUCUUAUGUCGUUGGCGAAUUCUUUGGGAACGUUUAUCUGUUUGGACAGUAGGACGAGUGAAGGGAGUUAUUUUGAGUUUGCUAGGAUCACACUGAAAGUGAAAUUUGAUUUUGCUUCUCAACAAUCAGUGUUGAUAGAUAUUGACGGUGUCCCUUUUACUCUACUGGUUUUGGAAGAACUGGAGUGUCAUUCUUUUCCCUCCGUCUCCAUUGCUUCUUCUAAUUCUAAUUCUGAAUCUUGGUCGUCGGAUUUCGUCGAUUUGGAGGAGGCUUGGUCUGAUGACUCAAAAGGCAACAGGGAGGAUAAUGUGAAGGUUUCUGAUUCUGACCCUAUAGAGGAAUUUUCGUCUAGACAUUCCUUGGCUGGCAGUAAUAUCAGUUGUUCUGCAUCAGGGCAAUCUGAUUCGGUCGUUAAAAACUCUGUGUUAGAACCUUGCUCCCCUUUAGAUAGUGUUCAGCCCGAACUGGGAAGAUAUGAUAGGGCUCUGAUUGCUGCGAAAUCGAAGGAUUUAUCUUUGGUGUCUGAUGGUAAUGCUCUGUCUGGCUCUGUUCCGUUGGAACGGGAGAUUGCUCAAUCAACAGCGAUGUCGGAUGCUGGUUUUUUUCAGGGACGGGUUUGUUCAGUGGCUGGUGGAGGAAGUCUCGUGGGCGCUGGUCAGGACAAGGUGUCAACUCACAAGCGGUUAGCAGUGAGCUGCACAGGCCAUGUUGGAAAUUCUUUCUUAUUGGACAAUUGUGGUAACAGGGAGGUUAAUUCAGUUUUGAAAUCUAAAAAGAUCAAAUUGAAGAGAAUUUCUGAGCUGGGUUCUGUCAAAUUUUUGGUAGCUACAAAUAAAUUCAGGAAGAUUAAAAGGAAAGGGACUCUGCAACAAUGUUCUUGUUCUGAUUUACUGGCAGUAAGUAGUGGUAAAACUGAAAUGUGUUAUGGGGAUCAUGCUGAAAAUUCAGUUAUUUCAAGGAACAACAAAAAACAAUGGGAGUUAGUGGAAGAUGAAAGGGGAGGUAAAUUGAAGGAGUCAAUUAUUGCUUUGGGUGUUGUAGGUAGGGAGGAAGCUAAUUCUAAAGUUGUCCCGACAACGGUUGGAGGGGAGGAGAAAACAAACCGGUUUUUAUGA